AUGGAAUUCCAUGCAUCAACUGACUUUGAGCUAGUUCCACUCCCUCCUAGAGUCUUCUUCACUCCCCACAACGGUUCUGCAUCAGAUCCCCAACAGGUGCACAUAUCAAUCGCGGGGAUAGAUCACAUCCGAAUCACCUGGCUAACCGACGACAAAACAGUCCCUUCCGCCGUCGAAUAUAGCACCGAACCGGGAAAUUACAUCUUCAAGGUGGCCGGCGGAGACAAGAGUUCGUAUCAGUUCUUAACCUAUACCUCAGGUUUCAUCCACCAUGUCAGGAUUGGACCUUUGGAACCCAACACCACUUAUUACUACAGAUGCGGCGGCCACGGCCCAGAAUUCUCCUUCAAAACCCCUCCCUCAACCUUCCCCCUCAAAAUCGCCGUCGUUGGGGAUAUGGGUCAGACAGACUGGACAAAAUCAACACUACAAGGGCUAGAAAGCAAAGACUACGACUUGCUGCUGCUACCGGGGGAUUUAUCCUACGCCAACAGCACGCAGCCUCUGUGGGACUCGUUCGGCCGGCUGGUGGAGCCACUGGCCAGCCGGCGUCCGUGGAUGACGACGGAAGGAAAUCACGAGAAGGAGAGCUAUCUGGUCGGCGAGGCAGAGUCCUUCAAGGCAUACAAUGCCCGGUGGCUAAUGCCACACAAGCAGAGUGCGUCCACCUCCAACCUCUACUACUCGUUCGACGUCGCAGGAGCCCACGUCAUGAUGCUCAGCUCCUCCACCGAAUUCAGAUCCGGGUCGGACCAGUAUGCCUGGCUGGUGACCGACUUGGCCCGAAUCGACAGAACAAUGACGCCGUGGGUUUUCGUAUCGUUGCACACGCCGUGGUACAAUACCAACGAUGGGCGUCAAGGGGACGGGGAAGGGAUGAGAGCAGCCAUGGAAGAGCUGCUUUAUGAGGCUAGAGUGGAUGUUGUCUUCGCUGGUCAUAUUCAUGCCUACGAAAGAUUCACUAGGAUUUAUGACAACAAGGCUAACUCGUUGGGUCCAGUCUACAUCACUAUCGGGACUGGCGGGUGCCAUAGUGGAGUUUACUCACAGUUUAUGAAGCCAACUCCAGCGUUAUCGUUGUGUCGAGAUGCAAGGUUUGGACAUGGGCGGCUGAGGAUAUUGGAUGAGAAACGAGCCCAUUGGUCAUGGCAUCCCAACGACUCGGAUGUCGCUGAGGACGAGGUGUGGUUGACGUGUUUAAGCGCAGCUCGAGAUGAUUAG
Molecule: messenger RNA, 1221 nt
Organism: Linum tenue
Lineage: Eukaryota; Viridiplantae; Streptophyta; Magnoliopsida; Malpighiales; Linaceae
Source: the annotation of a GenBank genome assembly